AUGACUGCAUUCAAAGCCCUCAAUUUGGUCGGCUCGAAUGGACGUUGUUAUCGCCUCAAGAAGUUGAUACAGGAACGACCUCACUUUGGCCGCGUUUGCAUUUUCUCGGCCUUCAAUGAGAACAUUCGACCAAGACUUGCUCAAACUCCCCGUAUACGACUUCCGUUGGACACCAUCCCAAAUCAGCGCAUAUUUGUAUACGAAUACAUGGAUGAUGAUUUCUUAAGUCUGGUUCGGAACGACAUCCCAUUACGAGCUCGAAAGGAAGUCCUCAGUGCUACUUUGCAAGGAAUUGCAGAUAUGCACGAUCGCGAUGUUGUCCAUUUAGAUGUCAAGCCUAAUAACAUCUUAGUCAAUCACCGUCAUAUGGACCAAGAGGUCGUUAUCGAAAAAGUACAAAUUUCUGAUCUUGAGAAUGCAGCCUAUCUCCCAAAGCCUAGGUGCAUCAAAGGAAUGCUAGCUGGAAAUGAUAACUGGCGCAGCCCUGAAGGUCAUUUCAAGGGGGAACUGAACAAGCCAUCCGACUUAUACUCAUUUGGGCUGGUAUGCAUCUACGCUAUCCUCGGGCGUGUCAUACUAGGGCCUGACGACGACUUCAAACUCCACGAGUCAAAAGGUGCGCUACCUGCGUUCAUUCGCCUGCAGCGCCAAAUAUCGUAUUUUGGAGACAAAGAAGGGUUGAAUGGUCUCAUGAAGCAUGUUGGUGAUGAGGAAACGAAGUGCGAGGUCCUUGGAAUGCUCUGGGAGGAGCGGGCGGCAGACUGUAUCCCAUAUGUGCCCUUCUCAGAAUGGCCGGAUGUUGACUCGACGUUCAAGGACUUGAUCAGAGGAUUGAACAAUCUGGACCCGUCACAGAGGCUUACAGCUCGUCAGGCAUUAGAACAUCCAUGGUUUAACGGAAUCGAAUCUACUUGA
Parastagonospora nodorum SN15 is the source of this 915-nucleotide messenger RNA. RefSeq lists its product as hypothetical. Gene Ontology annotation, molecular function: protein serine/threonine kinase activity; ATP binding. The record is from RefSeq and is a predicted model, not a curated record. The transcript has 4 exons. Gene Ontology annotation, biological process: protein phosphorylation; mitotic DNA damage checkpoint signaling. The coding region runs from base 1 to 915 and encodes 304 amino acids. Lineage: Eukaryota; Fungi; Ascomycota; Dothideomycetes; Pleosporales; Phaeosphaeriaceae. Gene Ontology annotation, cellular component: nucleus; cytoplasm.